AUGUCGAGUUAUGGCCAGCCCCGCAACGGCGCUGUCAGGGAGCACCAAGAGGGGGUGACCGACCGUGGGCGGCACGAUUCUCACACGCCUGGUCCACUGGCCAGGGUUGGGGAAGAUUCAUUGGGACUCCCUGGGUCGGUUCGCACCUUCAGGGGUGAUGCGGAGGAGGAUGAGGACGAGGAGGAGGAGGAGGGGGACGGGGAGGGGGAGGGGGAGGAGGAGGAGGAGGAGAACUUGAUCACCUUCCAGCGCACACGCCUGAACACCGAGCGUGUGCCGUGCAUGACUCUGAGGUCUUGGUACGACACGCACCCUGGUGGUCGUAUCGGCGAUGGGGCAAAUUCUGCCCGUGCUGCAGCAGCAGCGGACUUAGGGCUCGAGGGAGAGGAGGAAUGCGAGGAGGAGGAGGAGGAGGAGGAGGAGGAGGAGGAGGAGGAGGAGGAGGAGGAGGGGGAGGAGGAGGGAGAGGGGGAGGCGACAUAUGCAGCGGGUGUGGGAGAGGUCCAGGGCUAG
Closterium sp. Naga37s-1 is the source of this 513-nucleotide messenger RNA. The record is from the annotation of a GenBank genome assembly. Lineage: Eukaryota; Viridiplantae; Streptophyta; Zygnematophyceae; Desmidiales; Closteriaceae.